UUGCAGCUUCCACCAGAACUGCAGUUGGAGAUCUUGUCGUAUCUCGACUUUGGAGACAUCCAGCGGUUGCGGCAGACGAGUCGUCUAUUCCGCGAAAGCCUCGACCAUGGGCUGAUGAAGAGCCUGUUUCCUCGUCUCUUUGAAGAUAUGCUGAAAACAUGCUACAUUUGCCUAACAGAAGGUGUGGAACAUUUAAUGAUAAUGGGGAAUGCUCGGCAUCAGCGAUACCCGUUGACGAGUAAAUGUUUCAGCUGUAUCGAAAGACAGGCGGGCUUCAUGGUCGGACGGAGAUACACUCUGGUGAACUCGGAGACCGUUUUUGUGUGUCGCUGGUGCGGGAUCCCGGUGACGUCGGUGAUGGAAUCGCGUGGGUCAGACUUUCAUAGCUAUUGCUAUGAGUGGUACAAGGGAGCGCUUGUGCUGCAUCAUACGAUCGGGGUGGUGCAGUGGAUGGUUGUGAUUGUUGGUUCGGCAUUAUGUUGGCAUUAUUUCAUACGCCAGACGAUGGUAACCAUCCCUCUUGCGGUAAGU
Molecule: messenger RNA, 531 nt
Organism: Trichoderma virens Gv29-8
Lineage: Eukaryota; Fungi; Ascomycota; Sordariomycetes; Hypocreales; Hypocreaceae
Exons: 1
Molecular function (GO): protein binding
Source: RefSeq, a predicted model, not a curated record